UCGCCGCACCGCUUAUAUCCAAUUUCUACACGAUCAGAACCAGCCCAAAUUCGAGCAGGUACCUCUCUCUCUCUCUCUCUCUCUCGCGUCGUCGUCGUAGUCGUCCUUGAAAGAGUAUUGGGAUGUACGAUCCACACACCAGUAGAGACAAGUGGGUGGAAUAGCAGAACAGUUGCGAAAAACAGAUCUGAUGUGCUGGAACUAAUCAAAGAAGGUCAAGAAAACACUGGACGGUUGUGAAAGGUUUCCAAUCGUCCGCUCCUGAAAUUUCUGAACGAUCAUCAAGAGCUUUGCAGGGAGUAUCUGGUCUUGCAAGAUAUGGAUCCUGGUCGUUAUGGUCUUCAGCAAGGAUGGGAAAAUAACAGCGCUUUGGAGGGGUAUGGUGCAGUCCAUGAGCCAAACUUCCGGGCUGGUGGUUCCUAUGAUGAUAGGAGGUUUAUUGAAGAAAGACUACCAAGGGAUAACCUCUACCCCAGGAAUGCCUUCCACCGGGAUACAUUGGAGAGGGAGAACUAUCCACCUCCACCUCCUGCUGUUGGUCCAUGGCCUCGAUCAAGAAGGAGAAGUUAUGAAGAAGAAUAUCCACUUGAGAGGGACUCUAGACGACAUGAGAAGCCAUAUGCUGAUUCAUAUAAUGAUUUGGAUUCUUUUCACAAAGCUGACAAGUAUCACGAGAUUGAUACAUUUCAGGAGAUUGAUACAUUUCAGGAAUAUGACAAGUCUCGGGAUGGUUAUCGCAGGAUUGACAACUACUCUGAUCACGUCUAUGACAGGCCUUCUAGAUAUGGGGGACGUGGGCGUGAUGAUCCGGCAUAUGAGGAUUAUGCAUAUAGAUCUCGUGUUUCCCAUCAAAACCGGGAAGAUAGCCACGAGAGGGAUUAUGAUUAUGGAAGGCAUAGUUAUGAUUCAGAUUACGAUAGAGGUAGUAGGAGAGAUAGUAGUUGGAGUCGUCGUGAAUCUCGUGAUCGUGACAAGAUAAGCCGUGAAAGAGAUAGGAGUCCACAUAGAAGACAUGACCGUUCUAGGUCUAGGGGACAUGACGAUCACCCAAGGUCGAGGUCGAGAUCAAGGUCUCCUCGGAGUCGAAGUCGCGGUCGGAGUUAUCGAGAGGACAGCUACGACGAUGGUCGAUAUGAGAGAAGUGAGAAGCGAAGAGAUCGUGACCGUACGCAUGAGCAUUACUCUGUGUCUCCAUCUGCCACUGUAGUUGUUAAGGGUCUCUCCCAAAAGACAACAGAGGAAGAUUUGUACCAAAUCCUUGCUGAAUGGGGACCCCUUCGUCAUGUCCGUGUGAUCAAAGAACGCAAUUCGGGCAUCUCUCGUGGAUUUGCUUUUAUUGAUUUUCCUUCAGUGGGAGCUGCGCGUGCGAUGAUGGAUAAAAUUGGAGACGACGGUCUUGUCGUUGAUGGUAGGAAGCUUUUCUUUGAGUACAGCAAGCCAACUGGAGGGGCAGGUGGACCGUCAUUUGGGCCGGACAAUGCAUUUAAAUCAGGUCAUGCUAACCACAGAAGUGUCACAGUACCAUCUGAUUGGAUGUGCACAAUCUGUGGCUGCAUCAAUUUUGCAAGGCGAACAUCCUGCUUUCAGUGUAACGAGCCACGAACAGAUGAUGCUCCACCAGCAGAUAUGGCAUCAUCAAAUCCCACGCCAAUGGGGAAGAAAGGGGAGGCAGGUCCUACCCAUGUUUUGGUUGUCCGUGGAUUGGAUGAAAAUGCUGAUGAAGAAAUGCUUCGUUAUGAAUUUUCUAAACAUGCUCCAAUUAAGGAUCUUCGUCUGGUCAGAGACAAGUUCACUCAUGUUUCAAGGGGAUUUGCUUUUGUCCAUUUUCAUACGGUUGAGGACGCAACUAAAGCUCUUGAAGCAACAAAUGGGACAACUCUGGAGAAGAAUGGGCAGAUUUUGCGAGUAGCAUAUGCAAAAAGCAUUCUUGGACCAGCAUCAGGGCCAUCAGGAUCAUCUCAGUCGAGCAGUCUUGCUGCAGCUGCAAUUGAGGCUGCAGCAUUUUCUCAACAGUAUGAUGCAGUUGGAUGGGCACCAAAAGAAUAUAAUGCAGAUGAUACGCAGUCCACUGGUGGGCAGGAGCAGGGUAGUGGAGUGGUUGCAGGCCCAAAGGAUGCUUCUGCUCCACAAUCUGGCUUUGUGUGGGAUGAAGCAUCUGGCUACUAUUAUGAUGCUACUUCUGGGUUCUACUAUGAUGGAAAUACAGGUUUGUAUUAUGACGGUAACAACGGAAUUUGGUAUUCUUUCGAUCAGCAAACUCAGCAGUAUGUCCCUUGCUCUGACCAGAGCGACAACAAAACAUCUGGAAAAUUAACUGAAUCUUCCAAGCCAUCCGAUGUUUCUGCCAGUAGGAAAGUGGUUAUUUCUGCACCAGCUGCUACGAUAACUUCAUCAAGUGUCAAGGCUGUGUCGUCAUUGCCAGAUGCCGUUCAGGCCGCUGCCAAUGCAGCUAUAGCUGCGGAAAAGAAAGAGAAGGAGAAGCUGAAAGAAAUUAGGCUUGCUUCAAAGAGCAGUAUUCUGGCCAACAAGAAGAAAAUGAGUAAUGUGUUAACGUUGUGGAAGCAGAGGAGCCACGAAGGGCAAGCACCACGUGUUGCAAUUGAGGAAAAUCAGCCAUCUGUUUCAGCUGAAGACAGAUCUAAUUCUGUUGCUGGAGUUUCCACAAAGAGUAGGUACAAAAUGGAAUCUGCCAGUAUGAAGGAGAAUGUUGUAACCAGUUCUGGGUUUACUCCAACCACAAUUGCUGCUCAGUCGGUUAGUUUGGAGGCUGAGGUUAGGCCAAGGCCUGUGAGUAACAGCUCAGGGGGUACUUUAAUGGGGGUAAUUAGAGGGUCCGGUAGGGGUGUGGUGAAAUCAGAUACUUCAUUCUCUUCAUCUCCCGCUCCAUACUCUUUAUCUCCCGCUCCUUACACAGCAACAAAUGCAGAUGCACCACCCACAGCAACUGUGACACCCUUUAGAACGGAUGCAUCUGCCUUGGGUUCUCCUUACGUUCCACCUGUAGCAGCUGGAGGUGGCAAGAGGAGGUUUUCUGAGAUGCCAAUUCAGUCAGCUUCUACUACUCAGAAGGAACAACAGGCUCAGACUGCCUAUAGGGAUCGUGCAGCGGAGAGGAGGAGCUUGUAUGGUUCGUCAUCAUCAAUUGGAGACGGCGCAUCUGACAUUGGCCUUGGGGAUACAAGUAAGCUCAGUUUAGAAUUUUGUUUACAGUCUGCUUCUUUUACCUUGAUAGUAUUCUGAGUCAUUGUAGAUCUAUGGUUGUCAAAACGGUAUGAUUUUGUGUGAAAUUGAUACGACUGUUAUCGGUGAAUCUGUUUUGAAAUUGAAUCGGUGAUGAAUCGAAGCAGUUCAUUAGAUUCUAGAAACUAUAGCGCCUAACCAAUUUAGAACCUUUUGUUACGUCUCUUUUUUGGUGAAUAGAAAUUAUAGAAGUUUGUAGAGUGUGCAGUACAAAGUUACUAAUGGUCAUGUGUAAUUCAUUGUCCAAUUGGUGAUUAGAGUAUUUCAUAGAUUCGAGACUACGUUCAUUUUUUUCCCCUUAACUGUUUUCUUACAAAUGUCAAAAUAGAAAUAUGUCACUGCUAUUGGAACUUCAGCUAGCCUUAUUUGUAGCUGUGUGAUAUUUGCAAACAAUUUGCACAAUAUAGUGUAGUCCUUGAGUUUAAGUUACGUGAGCUCAGUGGUCCAUUGUUUGCUUCGCUGUUGUAUUAACUUGUGAGAAAAUCCCGUGUUUUACAUAUUCCUGAACUUUGAAGAUCGAGAUUCGGCAUUCAAAAAGGGUUUAGUCGAUUCAAUGCCUUUUCCCCCUGGUGUUGGGGGAGGACGUGGUUCUGGAGAGGCUAGCACUCCAAGUUAUGAAGUCAUUACAGCAGAGAAAGCCAUUGAUGAGAGCAAUGUGGGAAACCGGAUGCUUCGCAACAUGGGCUGGCAAGAAGGCUUGGUAUCAUUUUGUUCCACUCUUGCACUUUGUUUACAUCCCAAGUCUUUAAAUAUUUGUAGAAGCUAUGGAAAAGCCUCACAGGUGAUGGUAACACUCUUUUCCUAGUGAGUCGAAAGUUUUUGGUCAGGUUUGUUGUAUAAGUUGGCCCAUGUAUAUUGAAUUUUUGUCUAUGCUUUUCUGAAAUACCUGUUCCCUUCAUAAAUCACUCUCCAAAAUUCUAUGAUCCAAACUGUGCCCUAGGGUGUCAGAAUUAGGAAAGCCUUUGGGUACACACUGAACAACUUGCUUUGUAACUAGCUGCAAUAGUUCAUGACAAACACCAAACAUUUUUGUAACAAGCACAGUACUAGGUAACAUUUUCACGCGCAUUAUACAUGCUUAUUCGUAGCUAGUAAGAAUAAUCCCUACGUAACACCAGAAGUCAUAAUUAAAAAGGGCAGACGUUUACUUGCAAACCAUACCACAAAAACGCGUAAGAAUGAGCCACAAUCACAAAAAAGCAUUAUUCCUAUUCGGCAUUGUGCAACCCAUCAUAUCUAGACCAAAGAUAUUCGUGACUAACACCACAAAAGUGCCUUCUGUGAUACACGUGUGUACCAAAGCUUUCUCCUCUAGAAUUGGAAGGUGUAGUGGUAGCCAGUGGGUGUUUUCGUUUAUCGUUUAGAUUGGAUUCUGACAUUAUUUUCUGGUGGUGGUGCUUUUUGGGGGGCGUCUUGUUUCCUCUUUGAUUCAACGUGCAGGGACUAGGCAAGGACGGGAGUGGGAUGAUAGAGCCGGUGCAAGCAAAAGCCGUGGAACACAGGGCAGGACUUGGGAGUCAGCAAAAGAAGGUGGUGGAUCCAGGGUUAGAGGUGCAGGCGGGAGACAGUUAUCGGACUCUUAUUCAGAAGAAGGCCAUUGCCAGGUUCAGAGAGAUGUCAUCAUAGGGCUAUUAGAGGAUUCGGGGGCUAGUUGAGAAUUUAAUCGAAUGUUAGGUGUGGGCUUCAUCGUUGUAUGAAUUACGAGUGGUCAAAUAGAAAAAUGCUUUUAGGUUAUGAAGCUGCUCCCCUUAUAGGCUGCCCAUUUUCUUCGAAUUGUCGUUUACUGAAAUUCCAGUUGUUGCUUUUUCAGUGUAUAUGUGCUUCUUGUAGUUCAAGCAGUUGCAACUCUUGUAGAUCUCUGAGAUGAACUAUAUACUGUGAUCUUUUUUUUUUUUGGGCAAAUAUUUUAAUAAGAAAUCAUUUUGGU
This is a messenger RNA of Rhododendron vialii, 5167 nucleotides long. RefSeq names its product SUPPRESSOR OF ABI3-5. Lineage: Eukaryota; Viridiplantae; Streptophyta; Magnoliopsida; Ericales; Ericaceae. Gene Ontology annotation, molecular function: RNA binding. Gene Ontology annotation, biological process: mRNA splicing, via spliceosome. The record is from RefSeq and is a predicted model, not a curated record. Gene Ontology annotation, cellular component: nucleus. The transcript has 15 exons. The coding region runs from base 319 to 3240 and encodes 973 amino acids.